CUUGUGAUCAAGACCAAUUUUGAGGCAAGGCAAAGUAUGAGGUAGGAAUAAUAUAACAGCAAAUUAUGGGCAAGGAUAUGUAGAGAUUUAGGCAAGAACAAGGUUAUGCAGAGGCAACCAAAAUCGAUUGCUCUGAUACCAUGCCAAAUAUAGUGUAAUUGAGAGAGUUGAGAAUGUAUAAUAAGAAGAACAAGAUAGGUUUUGCAGAGAAUUCAAAUCUGCCAAUUGAGUUUCUUACUUAGUGAAGGGUUAGAUAUACAAGUAUACAAGGUGAUUAUUAGUUACAAACAAUGCACAAGACAUGGAGGGAAACAUGGAGAGUUUCCAUCCCUAAAACAAGGAAUAUGAAAACAAGGAAAAGUAACAAGGUGGUAGACAAGCCAUUUAGGGAUGUCUAUGUUUUGUCUUUGACUUUACUAACAAUUAUAGGCUGCAAAAUGCAUGAUAUUGUGCAUGACUUUGUACAGUUCCUCACCAAAAAUGAAUGUUUUAUCAUGGAGGUGGCGGAAAGUUGCAAAGAGAAAAACAUGAUAGUCCAUAAUAAGGUUCGUCAUUUGAACAUAAUGUCAUACAAUUAUUCGUUUCUUGUUUCAAUUUACAAUUGCAAAGGAUUACGGACUUUGGUAAUUUCUACUCCAGAACUUCCUCCAUUACGCUCAGACUUAUUUUCACAAUUGAAAAGCCUUAGAACGUUAAAGUUGAAUGAAAUCUCAAUCAAAGAAGUUCCCGAAAGUAUUGGUGGACUAGUACAUUUGCGGUAUCUCGAUUUAAGUGAAAAUGAAGAAUUGAAAGAAUUACCCAAUUCUAUGGGUAAUUUAUUCAAUCUGGAAACAUUGCUUCUCAUGAGGUGCUUUGGACUCAGAGAACUGCCGGUGAGCUUAAGAAAGUUGGUUAACUUAAAACAUCUUUAUAUUGAGGAGUGCUAUGUUCUAAAAGUACCAAAAGAGAUUGGAAGAUUAAGAAAUCUGCAAAUCUUAGAUUUCUUGUAUCUUCAACACGGUGGCAAGCAUGAUGAAGGAAUUUUCAAGUUAGGGGAUUUGGGAAACUUGGAGCAGCUUCAAGGGAGCCUUUGUAUAAUAAACUUGAAGUCAACGAAAGAUGGGAGUGAGGCUAAAAAUGCAAAAUUGGUGAACAAGAAGAACCUCCUUCAUUUGAAACUAGAUUUUUGGCACGACUAUGUUUUAGAUCCGGAGAGAGCUGAGGCGGAUUCAAAGGAUGAAGAAAUACUGAAUGGCUUUCAAGUGCAUACAAAUCUGGAGUCGUUGGCUAUCUGGAAUUACCAUAGUAACACCUUGUGUCCCAGUUGGAUGAUGAGCUGUCAUAAUGUGAGAAGGCUUGUAUUCUAUGAUGUUCCAUUUUGUGGGGUUUUGGCUCCUCUGGGAAAACUUCCAUCCCUUGAAUAUUUAGAGAUAAGUGGGAUGAUGAGUGUGAAAAAGGUGGGAGUUGAAUUUUUGGGAAUAACAGGCGAAACACCACAAACAUUAAUAAAGUUGUUUCCGAAAUUGAAAAAACUCCAACUUCAUGACAUGGAGCAGUGGGAAGAAUGGGAAGGAGUAGAAGAAGAGGAUUCUAAAAUUACAAUAAUGCCAUCUCUUUUAUACUUAGAAAUCCAGUACUGCAAUAGGCUGAAAGCACUGCCAAACUUCCUAUGGAAGACCCCGCUGCAGGAAUUGAGCAUCUCGGAUUGUCCGAAUCUUGCACAAUGGUUUGAGACGAGAUGUGGAACGGAGUGGGUGAAAAAGGCGUCUCAAGUCCAAAACAUCAAAAUUAAUGGCAAGUCUCUGAAAAAAAGAUUGAUGAUGGGGUCUGCCUAUCUGAUCCACCUCUUGGGCUAAAAUGGUAUAAACACAUUCCUUAAUGAGUUUUCAUCAUUCUUUGAUCCUGUGGAGAAUCAACACAGUCCUUGGGUCUUUACCAAGUCGUUUCUCCAGAUGCACCUAUCUAUCUAGUAUGUUUCUGUUCGCAGCAUUGACAGGGAAGAAGCAGAAGUGGAUCUUAACCAAUCUCUGUUAGCAGAACCAUCUCAAGCCAAACACCUUCCGUCCAGAGUUUGGAUAGAGUCCAAGAAACUAUGGCGAGUUGUGGGUCCCGCCAUCGUCAGCCGUUUGGCUGGCUACUCCAUGGGUGUUAUUACACAGGCCUUUGCCGGCCACCUCGGUGUCGUUGAACUCGCUUCCAUUUCCAUUGCAAACAAUGUCGUCCUCGGCUUCACUUUCGGUCUCCUGCUAGGCAUGGCAAGUGCGCUAGAGACACUAUGUGGGCAGGCUUUUGGGGCAAAGAGGCACCACAUGUUGGGGAUAUACCUACAAAGGUCAUGGAUUGUGUUGUUUUUCUGCUGCAUUCUGCUGUUACCUAUAUACAUUUUCGCCUCUCCGAUCCUGAAACUGUUAGGACAGGCCGAUGACGUGGCGGAGCAAACUGGGGUGGUGUCUUUGUGGCUUCUCCCCUUGCACUUCAGCUAUGCGUUUUUGUUCCCACUGCAGAGGUUCUUGCAGAGCCAGCUGAAGAACUUUGUGACUUUGUGGGUUUCCUUGGUGGUUUUGGUGUUUCAUGCCUUGAUAAGUUGGCUUUUUGUGUAUGUUUUGGACUUCGGGGUUGUGGGUGCUGCUGUUGCUUUGGAUAUCUCAUGGCGGGUUUUGUGUUUUGGGCUGCUUGGCUAUGUUACAUGUGGUUGGUGUCCACUAAGCUGGACUGGUUUCUCUAUGGAAGCCUUUUAUGGGCUUUGGGAAUUUGUCAAACUUUCUACUGCUUCUGGUGUCAUGCUCUGUUUGGAAUUCUGGUACUAUAGAAUCUUGAUAUUGAUGACUGGAUACUUACAGAACGCGACUCUUGCUGUCGAUGCCUUAUCAAUUUGCAUGACUAUAAAUGGGUGGGAGCUCAUGAUUCAUCUAGCCUUCUUUGCUGGAACGGGAGUAAGGGUAGCAAAUGAGCUGGGAGGUGGAAAUGGUCAGGCAGCAAAAUUUGCCGCAAAAGUUUCUGCUGCGGAAUCCACCUUAAUUGCCCUAUUCUUCUGCAUACUUAUUAUUAUAUUCCGUGAUCAGUUUGGGUACAUAUUCACUUCCAGCACUGAUGUCCUCCAAUCAGUUAGUGAAAUGUCUUACCUCUUGGCAGUCACAAUUCUACUCAACGGUGUUCAACCCGUCUUAUCAGGAGUGGCUGUGGGCUCAGGUUGGCAAGCAUGGGUGGCAUAUAUAAAUCUUUUCUGCUACUACAUUAUUGGGCUCCCACUUGGAUUUGUAAUGGGAUGGGUCGCCAACUUAGGUGUUAUGGGUAUAUGGGGUGGGAUGAUCCUUGGUGGAACUGCUGUCCAAACAGUGCUGUUGGCCAUCGUGACAACACGACGUGAUUGGGAAAAGGAGGCUCAAGAGGCCAGCCAGCGUGUAAAUAAGUGGUCAACUCCUAACCCAGAUGAUCAAACAGAGGAACAACAAUAACAGCAUAUUUGAUUCUUAUCGCUACAUGCACACACUGUGAGCUUACUCAAUUUCAAGCAGCACAAGAAAAAACAGAAUAGAUUAACAUAAAAUUGUCUUGCCAUUCCCAUCAAACCCAUAUUUUCCCAACAUUUUGGUUUUUUUUUUUUUUUUUUUUGGUUACUUUGGGAGGAAAAAAAUCCUGGAAUUUUGAUCCUGGAUGCCAAGCAGGAAGAAAGAGGGAGGGCCGCAACAACUGUGGUAAACCCUCGACAUGGGUUACAUUUUGGUAACUGUUUUAUUUUUUGCAAUGUUGUGCAAAAUGCAAGCCACAUGGAUGCGAUUUAA
This is a messenger RNA of Prunus avium (sweet cherry), 3761 nucleotides long. The record is from RefSeq and is a predicted model, not a curated record. NCBI's taxonomy places the organism in Eukaryota, Viridiplantae, Streptophyta, Magnoliopsida, Rosales, Rosaceae.